Molecule: messenger RNA, 1009 nt
Organism: Penaeus vannamei (Pacific white shrimp)
Lineage: Eukaryota; Metazoa; Arthropoda; Malacostraca; Decapoda; Penaeidae
Source: RefSeq, a predicted model, not a curated record
AUGAGAAUAUGUCCAGAAAUUGGGAUUUUUGUCAAAUACCCAACAAAUUGGCCAAGUGAGGUUUUAUGCAUCUUCGAGAUAUCAAGGCUGAGCGUGACGACCCGAGACCAGCAUGAGGAAGAAAUCUCCCUCGGUUCCUCGCUCCGAACGUCAUGGCUGUUCGUAGCGGAAUGUUUAAUUGAAUAUUCAGAAAGCUUCGUCUCACUGCUAACUUCAUCUAAGUGGUUGUCAGGUGAUGACCCCACAAGUACAUCUCAAGAGGCUGGUGGUGCACCAUCAUCAAGAAGCUACAGUAGUGAACCAGGCCCAUCUACAUCUCGACAAACUGAUGCUGCACGUUUAAGAAGAGGGAGCAACUACUCCCAUACAGGAGAUGGCAAAUCACAGACUAGGUCUUUUCUGGAUCUCCUUGAUGAAAGUGACUUCAGUGAGAGUGAUGAUGACUGGCUACCCGAGGCAGUGACGUCAUCUGGGAGACUAAUUGGAGUUGAAGAAGCUGUCACUUCUUCGGACUCGGAUUCUGAAGAGGAUCUCCAGGAGAUAUCUGUAUCUUCAACUGCUGGGGAGCCAAGAAGAUUGUUUUACCUACGAAAUAAAUCUUUCGUAGACCAUGCUCCUCAGAAUGCAACAGAAAAUUUAGGAGCUUGUAACUUACUGAAACCAAUUGAGUAUUUCCUAUCUUAUGUCAGUGAGGAUUUUUUGGGAGAUAUUGCAAUGUAUACAAAUAUGAAAUCAAUUGAAACUACAGGUGCAUGUAUUAACACAAACAGCAAAGAAAUUGCCACUUUCAUAGGAAUGACAUUUGCUAUGUCAAUCAUAAAGAUGCCAAGAAUUAGAAUGUAUUGGCAGUCAAAAACUAGGAUCCCUUGGAUAGCUGAUAAAAUGGCAAGAGACAGAUUUUUCCGUCUCAGACAUUCGUUAAAGGUUAUUAAUGAUAACACUGUAUUGGAAGACGACAAAAAAGUGACAGGUUAUGGAAAGUAAGACCUUUGUUGGAAGCAGUACGAAC